Cryptosporidium ubiquitum is the source of this 5829-nucleotide messenger RNA. RefSeq names its product ferlin like type II membrane associated protein. Lineage: Eukaryota; Apicomplexa; Conoidasida; Eucoccidiorida; Cryptosporidiidae. The record is from RefSeq and is a predicted model, not a curated record. Gene Ontology annotation, biological process: plasma membrane organization. The transcript has a single exon. Bases 1 to 5829 code for a protein of 1942 amino acids.
AUGAUGUGGGGUCAUCAGCAGGCAUAUAAUGUUAUUGUGGAAAUACUGGAGGUUCAAAAUUUGGUUUGGCCAAUAGAUAUUGCUUUAACAGAUAAGAAAGGGAAGAUUGAUGCAAAACUACCAAAUCCACUAGUAGAGGUAACAAUAAAAAAUGAGAGUUACUACACAGAUUCUAAAGAAGCAACAUCAUCAUGUGCAUUCAAUCAAACCUUUUACUUUCAAAAUAUGAUGUUGGAUUCUUCAGAAUUUCAGAGAUCAACUGUGGAAAUUAGAGUUCUGAAUCAGGGUUUUUUCAAGCAGGAAUUGAUUGGAAUGUAUACUGGCUCUUUUGAAAAAAUAUAUAGCCUUCCAAAUCACAGAUUAUUGAAAACUUUGGUUCCAAUAACAAUACCUGAAAGGCCAUCAAUACCUUUGGGAUACAUUCGAUUAUCAAUUUAUGUUUUAGGAGAAAAUGAUUUAGUAGCUCCAGAAGACUCUUUUGGUUAUAAUGAUGAUUCAGUUGGUAAUAUACUGGCAGUAUCUUCUCAUUCUGUUCCUGCUCCUGAAUUAGCAAUAACUUAUUAUCAUUUGAAUUUUAAUGUUCAUUUAGCAAGAGAUGUUUUACUUCCAGAUUAUGCAGAUUUGUCACACCAAGAAGCUGAUGGUUAUUUACCGAGUCCAUUUGUAAGGAUAGUGGCUUUAGAUAAUGCUUUAGAAACAGAAAUCAUUAGAUCAUCUCCAUCACCUGUAUGGAAUGAAACUUUGAAGUUCCCUGUUGGGAUUCCAUGUCUGGAUGAUAGAAUUGUACUCGAGUUAUGGGAUGCUCAUGGCGGAGGAGAUGGACCAAGAUUAGUAGCUCAAACAAAGUUAAGUUUACAAGAUAUUUUACAAUCAGAGCUGGGUCCAACUUGGUUGCAUUUCUAUGGACAAACAACUGGAUUGAGAGGUAGUGCAAUUGAUAUCAAAACUGUGGCUUUAAAUUCAUUUAACUCUCAGAAUAAUGGCGAUCAAAGCCAAUUAAGAAUUCUUCCUGCUACAAUACGGAGUUCAGGAUUUGGAGUCCUGGGAAUGUUUGAUACAAAAAAUGUCACGUCUUUUCCAUGUGUUGCUUAUUUGGGUCGUUUAUUGGUUUCAGCAAGUCUUACAAGAAUACCAAACCCAACUCCUAUAAAAACUUCUGCCCAACCUGUUGAAAUCCCAAAAACUGAUCCAUAUUUAUUUUGGGCUGAUAUCUAUGAAGUAAGUGGAUUGGGGCUACCUUCUGAAGUAUAUAUUGAAUUAAGUGUGGGAUCAUGGAGUUAUUGGGUGAUUCCUAACUUCCAGAAAAAGAUUUCUGAUUCAUUUCCCUUCUGUGAUAAACUUGGAAGAGUUCCUGAUCAGAAUUUUGCUUUACCAGAAAUAGAUAUGAGCUCAGAUUUGUUAAUUAGAAUAUAUACAAAGGAUGAAUCGUAUAAUAGACCUUUGUUUCAUUCUUAUAUUCGAAUUUCUGCCAAUGAAAUGCUUAGAUAUUCUUCUGAUAGGCCAAGAUGGUAUCCAUUAUUAUCAGCAGCUCAUUAUGGUGUUAUGGUAGGCCAAGAUAUACCUUAUGAUGAAGCAGCAGCUUUGUCCCAUAUUAAACAUUAUGGGAUGUUAUUAGGAUCUUUUAUACUUAGAAAAAAUGAUCCGGAAAAACAAUUUGAAUAUUUUAUUCCAUCAUUAUCUAAUAUUAAAAGACCUCCAAGAAUUAAUUAUAACUUAUGCAGAUGGAUUUGUAGAGCAUAUAUUUUUCAAGCUAUAAGACUUCCUGUUGUUGAAUCUACCUUACCAGAUUCCUUAGUUAUGGUUACUCUUGGAGGUGGUACAGUUUUAACAGAAAUUAUCCCAAAGACAGUAAAUCCAGAUUGGCAUGAAGCUUUGGUUUUUGAUGCUGCACUUCCUGAUGAUCUUUCAAUUGCACAAUGGUUAAAUAUUGCAGUCUUACAUGAGGACAUUGUUUUGGGAUCUGUAGCUAUUUCUCCUCUAUAUAUUGGAUUUAUGAAAAAAAGUAGACCAGAAUGGUUUAUUUUACAGACUCCAAGAACACCAGAAUGCAAGGCAAGAAUAUUAUGUGCUUUUGAGCUUGUUAAAAUAGGGGAUAUGACUGGUAAUGUUUUAUUUUCUUCAAUAUCUAAUCAAUUAGAGUUAAAGAAUGGUGAAAAUGAUCCAAACUUUGAUCUAAUUAAUAACUAUAAGGCUUGGUCAAUUCCAGAUGUAACCCCAAAAUAUGUUCCUUGUGAUGUACAUCUUUUUCUUAUAGGAAUAAGAUUAAGAAAUCAAAAUGAUUCAAAUAAUAACUCAAUAUUUUCCUUAUCAUCAACAUCAAAGCCAAUAAUUCAGUUUGAAUUUGGUAGGGAUCCAGAAAAACCUGAAAAUAGAUUAUGGGUUCAACAAGCUACACAACCAAUACUUGGUGGUGAUUCUGGGAAUUAUAAUUAUUUAAAAAGUUUAUGUUUGAAAUGCCACAUACCAGCUUCUCCAGUAUUUCAAACUUAUAUAGAAAUCCGAGUUUUAGAGCCAGUAAAUGUAUUUGGUACUAAAUGUAGAGAAUUUGGUACAUCUUAUUUACAUUUAAAUCAUCAUCUUCCAUGGAUUGAAGAAUAUCACCAAAGAUCAUUGAAAACAGAAUUUCAAUAUUUACCUCCAAAACUGGUAAAUAAAAAAUGGUUGAGUUCUGGUAGAAAAUUUUUAAGUAAAUAUUAUAGAGGACCAUGGAAAUUAUGGAAAAAUAAACCUAGAGAAAUAUUAUCUCCAAAAAUAAGUAUUAGAGGAGCUAAUUCAAUAUCAUCUAUGAUAAAAACUUCUUCAAGAUCAUCAUUAAUAUCAUUACCAAGUGGUGAGAUUAUUGAAAAUGUUUCAAUUAAUGAUGAUUGUUAUGAUUUUGAUAAUUUACGUAGAGAAAUGGGUGAUUUAAAUGAAAUUAAUUCAAGUGAAGGAUUAAAAAGAAAUGAAGGAGGAAUUUAUGGUGAGGAUGAAGAUAAUAUUAUUAAUGAUGAUGAAUUAUAUUGUGGGAAAGAAUUAAGUAACCAAAAAUUUAAACAAAUUAAUAAUGAAAAAAAUACUAAUGAUCAUUUUGAUGAUUUCUUUGAUAUAUUUUAUGAUCAAUCAUCUUCGGUACUUGCAGAUACCGGUCAAUUUACUAAUUCCAAUAAUGGUUUACUAAUUCCAACAGAUAAUAAAUUUGAUUUGGGUAUACCUAAUAUAUUACAAGACUUAUUAUUUGGUAAUAAUAUUAAUAAUCAAGAAUCAAAACAAGGUAAUAGUAAUACAAUUAAUAAUUCUGAUAACUUGGAUCAAUUAAAAGAAUAUAAACCUUUUGAUUUUAUUAAUUCUCCAGAAACAUUAUCAAAUUAUCUUCAUAUAGGAGAAGAAGAAUCAUUUAUAAUUGACCCAACAUUAAAUAUUCCAAUACAUGAUUUAGAAGCAUUAAAUUCUUGUAUAUCAUCAAUGGAAGCUUAUAUUAAGCCUUUGAAAAAUAAUCAAAAGAAUAUGAAAGAUGAUGGAAAUAUAGAAAAUAUUAAUCCAUAUUUAAACAUGGCAAAAAGUAUUAAUUGGGGAAUAAAAUCUCAAUUAUAUGAUUACUCAAAUACAAAAAGAACACAUGGUACAAAUAAAGAACAGUUAGAUUUAUAUUUUACUUAUGGAUUAAGAAAAAGUUCAAUUAAUUAUAAUAUGAUUGGAAUAGAAGAAAAUGAUGAUUUUAAUGAUUUAUAUGAGUUAGAUGAUGAUGAAAAUGAUUAUCAGGAUGAAUUAAAUCAUGAUUAUGAGACAGAAUUAGAUAUGGAUGAACUUCCAUAUGAUUCUGUACCAAUAAUAUCAGCUAAUAGAACUGGUGAAGCAGAAGUAGUUGGAUUUAUUAAGAUAUAUUGUAAAAUAUUAUCAAAAUUUUCACUAAAUAUUAACAAAAAUAAGAAAUUAUUAAAUGAAAGUAAUGUUGAUGUUAAUAGUUUAAAUAAUACUGAGAAUGAUAAAGUAAAUAUUCAAACACCAAUACCAAAGUUAUUACCAUUAUCUUCAAGAGAACUAAAAGAGUAUAAUGAAAGAAGAGCAAGUAUAGAACAAUAUAAUCAAAAUCAAAUAGAAUCAAGAUUGGAUAAUGAUCAUUCUAAAACUAAUAAAAACUAUUCUGAUAUUAAUUCUAAUUCUUCUAAUUCUAAUAAUACAAGAGGAAAUAAUUUAUUAUCACUUUUAACAGAUUCACAAUACACUGAUAAUAAUUCUUCAAGAUUAUCAUCAUUAUCAAUCUCACAAUCAUCAUCAUCAUCUUUUAUGACUAAAUUACAUAAUAGAAGAUUUUCAUUAUCAUCAUUUGAUGGAAGAGAUAGUAUUACAUAUAUAAGUAGAAGUAAUAGUUUAAAUGGUGAUAAUAAUCAUAAUAUAAAUAAUGAAAAUAAUUAUUAUAUGAUGAAUAAUGAUAAUGGUUCAAUUAGUUCAGAAAUGAGUAAUAAUAGUUAUAUUUAUGAUCCAAUAUUGGAAAAAUUAAAACGUCAAAUAUUAGAAAUACCACGUUUUAAAGUACGUGUAUAUAUAUUAACAGGACAUGGGUUUGUACCACCAAAACAAAAUUUUAGAAAUGCAUUAAUUUCAUUAGGUGGAAUUGGUGGAAGUUCUGGAGGUAGUAAUGAAGCUAAUUGGUAUAUAAAUGUUAAAACAGGUUCGAAUACAGGUAAUAAUAUUUUUGAUGGAGGAGAAGGAGGAAAUAGUAAUAUUAGUGGAGGAAUGAUUAGAAAUGAUAUAAUAUUAUCAAAAGGAAUGUUUGAAAUAAAUGAUUCAGAAAGUAUAUCAAAAGGUUUUUCACCAGAUUUCUACAAAUCUUAUGAGUUAGAUGCAAUAUUACCAUUAAAUGCUUUAUUGACAAUAACUAUAUUUCAUAAGAAUAAUAAUAAUAAUUUAACAACAUUAUAUGGUAGAACAUAUAUAGACAUUGAGGAUCGUUUCUUUCAUCCAGUUUAUCAAAAAAUGAUAUUAAAUUUGGAUUCAUUACAACCAAUAGAGAUUAGACAAUUAUAUGGAGUUGGAAGUAAUUCAAAUGAAAAUAAUUUAAUGCAAAAUUCAGUAGGAAGUUUAAGAUGUUGGAUUCAAGUAUUACCUCCAGAAAUAGCAAUAAUAAGACCAAUUUAUCCAUUAAAUCCUCCAACAGUAGAAAUAUGUCAGGUUAGGGUGGUAAUAUAUAGACUAAGAAAUAUACCAGUUUCAAAAUUGGUGAAUAAUACAGGUAUGUCAGGUAUAUUAGCAUUUGGUGAGCCAUCAAUAUCAUUAAUGGUAAAAGGAUUAAUGUCACCUAAUAAUAAUACAAAAUUAGAACAAGAUACGGAUACACAUUGGAAUAGUAGUGAUGGUACAGCAAUAUUUAAUUGGAGAUUUGUUUUUAAUAUACCAGUUCCAUGCCAUUUUCCGAUAUUACGUUUACAAGUAUGGAAUAGAGGAUUAUUAGUAUUUGGAGAUGCAAUAUCAGAAUGUUCAUUUGAUUUAUCAAGUUAUUUAUUAAGAUCUAGAAAACUAAAUAGUAAAGUGAAUAUUAAUAGAACUUUAAUAAAUAUGUCUCAUCCAGCUAGGCCAAAUGAGAAAAGAGGAGAAAUGGAAAUUGAAAUAUCAAUAUUACCUUUAUCAUUAGCUGAAUCAUCACCAGUUGGAAUAGGUAGAGAAGAGCCAAAUAAAGAUCCAUAUUUACCAGAUGUAACAGAUCAUAGGAAUUAUAUAACAACGAGUGCAUUUGGAAAGGGAUUCUUUUCAGCUACUUCAAAUGUGAAAUGGGGAGCAAAGCUAAUGACUUGGUUAAUUACAGCAGUAGUAAUAAUAACAAUAUUAUCAUUAUUGAUAAAACUAUUUAAAUAG